AUGUGCUUGUGCGGAGGCCUCGCGGAGGACAACGCCAGGAUUAUCCUCCUUGCCGUUGUCCUGGCAGCGUACAUGCUCGCAGGCGCGGCACUCUUUCAAAGGCUGGAAAGUGAUUUCGAGAUACGACAGGCGACAGAAUUCUGGCGAGUCUAUCACGCGUUUCGGAAGCACCACCUGCGAGGUAACCCCUUGGCCUUGCAGAGGCUGCACGAGCUGUUAUAUGCCUAUGGCAACGCUUCCGCUACCGGUAUCAUUAACAAGAGACGCCGCUGGGACUUUCCCGGUAGCUUUCACUUCGUUGGCACCAUAGUUUCUACGAUCGGGUACGGAAGCACUGCACCUCAGACAACGGCGGGUAAAGCGGCAGUCAUUCUUUAUGGUUUCUUCGGUUGUUCCGGCGGCAUCUUGUUCUUCAAUCUUUUUUUGGAGAGAAUUAUUACUCUCCUGGCGUGGAUCUUGCGCAGCUGGCAUGUACGUCGAUUAAGAAGACGUCUCCGCAAGACUACAUUGACAUCUCGACGGAUCCCUAAACCGUCGAGCACCCAGAGAUGUUCUCUGCCGGAUAUCCUUGACGAUGACGAUGACCAUGUAAACCUGGAUCAAUGGAAACCGAGCGUAUACUGGGUCAUGUUCUAUUUAUCCGUCACCUCUUGCAUCAUCGCCUGUUGUGCCGCUGCACUUUACGCGCCGCUGGAGGGCUGGAAUUACUUCGACGCAUUGUACUUUGCCUUCGUGAGCUUCACCACUAUCGGCUUCGGCGACUUCGUUAGCACGCAACAGCCAAACUAUCCUUACGUACAUUGGUAUAGAUUCACGAAUUUUGUUUUCCUCGUGAUGGGAUGUUGCUGUAUAUACUCCUUGCUGAAUGUCACAUCGAUCGUAAUAAAACAGGGCUUGAAUUACGUGAUACAUAAAUUACAAUAUGGUAAUCGGAAUGUAGCAGCGCCGUAUUUACCAAGGAGACAGUCCUCCGUAUCAACCGUAUACUAUUCGAAGAGGAGGCCGAAUAGGCUUGUUGGUAGAGAUUCGAUCAGAGCGCAAGAUAACUCAGAGACGCCUCGCAGGAUGUCGGGCGAACUGGUCUCCAUGAAGGAAUUCCUGUCCGCGAAUAAAGUUCCUUUGGCUGUGAUGCAGAAGCAAUUGUAUGACGCCGCACAAAAACAAAAGAGUGGAGGAUCGCUCGCUGCCACGCCAAAUCACCAGGUGUUGAAGCCCGGAGCGGUGGGUCCGCUUGCGAUUGCCAGCGAAAAAUUUGAAAGUAAAAGCACGAUAAACAGAUAG
Messenger RNA from Atta colombica, 1281 nucleotides. RefSeq names its product potassium channel subfamily K member 13-like. Lineage: Eukaryota; Metazoa; Arthropoda; Insecta; Hymenoptera; Formicidae. Gene Ontology annotation, biological process: potassium ion transmembrane transport; stabilization of membrane potential. Gene Ontology annotation, molecular function: potassium ion leak channel activity. The transcript has 5 exons. The coding region runs from base 1 to 1281 and encodes 426 amino acids. Gene Ontology annotation, cellular component: membrane. The record is from RefSeq and is a predicted model, not a curated record.